CGCUCGCUCCGGACGCCGGGUGCUGUCAUGGCGCGUGCGUUGAAGAAGACCACCGGCCUGGUGGGAUUGGCAGUGUGCGACACUCCACACGAGAGGCUAACAAUAUUGUAUACAAAGAUUCUUGAUAUUCUGAAGCAGUUCCCUAAACAUGCAGCCUAUAGAAAAUACACAGAACAGAUCACCAGUGAGAAGCUAGAUAUGGUCAAGGCAGAACCAGAUGUUAAAAAAUUAGAAAACUUGCUUCAGGGUGGUGAAGUAGAAGAGGUGAUUCUUCAGGCUGAAAAUGAACUAAGUCUGGCAAGGAAGAUGCUGCAGUGGAAGCCAUGGGAACCACUGGUGGAAGAGCCUCCUGCCAACCAGUGGAAGUGGCCAAUAUGAUCACAGUGUCUGAUGGCUGAUGCCAAUUAAAUGUGCAAUUAAAUGUUCUGU
Messenger RNA from Chionomys nivalis (European snow vole), 429 nucleotides. Its product is annotated as NADH dehydrogenase [ubiquinone] 1 alpha subcomplex subunit 5-like. The record is from RefSeq and is a predicted model, not a curated record. Gene Ontology annotation, biological process: respiratory electron transport chain. The coding region runs from base 28 to 378 and encodes 116 amino acids. The transcript has a single exon. Lineage: Eukaryota; Metazoa; Chordata; Mammalia; Rodentia; Cricetidae.